Molecule: messenger RNA, 1202 nt
Organism: Nicotiana tabacum (common tobacco)
Lineage: Eukaryota; Viridiplantae; Streptophyta; Magnoliopsida; Solanales; Solanaceae
Product: VAMP-like protein YKT61
Biological process (GO): endoplasmic reticulum to Golgi vesicle-mediated transport
Cellular component (GO): Golgi apparatus; membrane
Molecular function (GO): SNAP receptor activity
Source: RefSeq, a predicted model, not a curated record
GCAAAUUGCAAUAUAUUCCCAAUUCGGUAAUCCACUGCAUAAGAACAUUUAUAUUCCCCUCUUUUCCUUUUUCAUAUUCCUUCCCCGUUAAGAUAAACCAACACAAAUAAAGAAACAUAAUUACACAAAUCGUGAACACAAAAAUAUAAUCAAUUCCAUUCUUAAAGGCGGCCAGAUAAGGAGAAGAAAAAAAGUUUUUUGGGUUGAAUUUUUCACUUUUCCAUUGUUGAAAUUGUCAAAAACAUUUACAGAGGCUUUAGAGAUGAAGAUCACAGCGUUGAUGGUGUUGAAAUGCAAUCCAGAAAGUUCGGAUCCAGUGAUCUUAGCGAACGCAUCUGAUGUGAGCCAUUUCGGGUAUUUUCAGAGAUCCAGCGUUAAGGAAUUCAUCGUUUUCGUGGGUCGGACCGUCGCUAAACGCAAUCCACCCGGCCAACGCCAAUCCGUUCAGCACGAAGAAUACAAGGUACAUUCAUACAAUCGAAAUGGUUUAUGUGCUUUGGGUUUCAUGGAUGAUCACUAUCCAGUUCGAAGUGCAUUUUCACUGCUCAACCAGGUUCUAGAUGAAUAUCUAAAGAGUUUUGGUGAGUCGUGGAAAACUGCGCAAAGCGACAAUGCUCAACCAUGGCCUUAUCUGAAUGAAGCUCUAGCCAAAUUUCAGGAUCCUGCUGAGGCUGAUAAGCUGUUCAAAAUUCAGAGAGAGUUGGAUGAAACAAAAAUUAUUCUCCAUAAGACAAUUGACAGCGUCUUAGAACGGGGUGAGAAGCUCGACAGUUUGGUUGAGAAGAGUUCAGAUCUCAGUGCUGCUUCACAGAUGUUCUACAAGCAGGCGAAGAAAACCAAUUCAUGCUGUACGAUCUUAUAGAUGAUUUCAGAAGAAAGGGGGCUAUUCUAUCACGGACAAACUCAUGUUUACGUUAUAUAUGAAGUAUCGGAAAAUUGCUUGUUUAUACCAUCUAUGAUUUCUGUUAGCUCGAAUUCUUUUGGUUCUCUGCUGUAAUAUGAUCUCAGAUGAAGAGAAAGGUUUCAGUCUCAGAUUGAUAAAGUUGUUUGAAAGUUGUGAUGUCACCUAAAUAUAGUUAUGUGAUAAGUUUCCUGAUGGUUACUGGCUUCCUCUUACCUGUAACUAUCUCUUGAUAUAUGCCGACUCUGAAUACUUUAGUAGUACCUAAAUUUAUAUAUUACUAGUCAUUGGCUAUGAGCAA